AAAGAGAUUCGAAUCCUCAAACUACAACUCAGGAUGGUAUACUUCUGAACCCUGUAACAGAUGUGGAGAAAGUUCAACUUUACACUCCCGAACAACUAAUAUUGAUAAAUAUUGUGACAAUCCAAGAAGAAGGAGAUCCUGAUUGGAGAAUGGAUAUCCAUUGUUACUUUUGUAAAAGAGCAACUAAAUUAAAAGACCUCUUACCUUUUAAUAUUAAUAACAAUAAGUAUGAAAGAUGUAGAGGAUGUCAAAAGAAAGGUAAAGAACAUACCCCUGAAAGAGAAAAAUUGCAUGAAUUAAGAAAGUCUCAGAUAAAAAAAAGAGAGAGAACACAAAGUUCUAAACCAAUGAUGAUAAAAAGAACAAAAACCAACCCCCCUGAAAUAAAGAAUGUUUAUGCUAAUGGGCUAACUUAUAACCCGGAAAGAA
Dentiscutata erythropus is the source of this 429-nucleotide messenger RNA. The record is from the annotation of a GenBank genome assembly. Lineage: Eukaryota; Fungi; Glomeromycota; Glomeromycetes; Diversisporales; Gigasporaceae.